Molecule: messenger RNA, 726 nt
Organism: Anopheles marshallii
Lineage: Eukaryota; Metazoa; Arthropoda; Insecta; Diptera; Culicidae
Gene: Polr3H
Product: DNA-directed RNA polymerase III subunit RPC8
Exons: 2
Coding region: 1-726 (241 amino acids)
Biological process (GO): DNA-templated transcription; transcription initiation at RNA polymerase III promoter
Cellular component (GO): RNA polymerase III complex
Source: RefSeq, a predicted model, not a curated record
AUGUUUGUAUUGGCGGAGUUAAAAGACAACGUGAGGAUAGCGCCGGAAUUGUUUGGUUUAAAGCUUCCAGAGGCCAUAAAGGAUGAAAUAAACCGAAAGUUGGCAAAUAAGGUUCUAUUGAACGUGGGUCUUUGUAUCGCACUAAAAGACAUUAUAAAGUUGGGCGAUUCCAUCAUACUUCCCGGCGAUGGUGCCUCGCACACGGAGGUAAACUUCCGGUAUAUCGUUUUCCGACCGAUCAUUGGCGAUGUGAUAACGGGCAAGAUAAGAAGCUGCAGUCGGGAAGGUGUACACAUAACGCUCGGCUUUUUCGACGAUAUACUCAUACCGCCGUCCGCUCUGCAGCAUCCCUCUCGCUACGAGGAAGCGGAACAGGCGUGGGUAUGGGAAUAUCCACUCGAGGAUGGUAACACACACGACCUGUACAUGGACAUCGGGGAAAGCAUAAAGUUUCGCGUAUCGGGAGAAGUGUUUGAAGAAAGUUCACCUAUUGGCCCCCCGGACCAGGAAGUGCCGUCGAGUGGGGCCGGUACGAGUGCGGGUGGUGCAGGACCGAGCAGCGUAACGGAAGGUAACAAGACACCGUACCGCAUCGUGGCGGCCAUUAACGAAUCCGGGCUCGGUUUGCUGUCUUGGUGGGUUCAACAAAAUCAGGAAGAGGACGAGGAAGGUGAAGACGAAGAGCAGGAGGAGGAGGAACAGGAUUCUGGUGGGGAGAAUGAAUAA